UGUGUGUGUGUGUGUGUGUGUGUGUGUGUGUGUGUGUGUGCAUGCACAGUGCAUAUAAAAGGAGCUACAGAGUCAGCUGAGGCAGCACUCCUCCUCUCCUCCUGAUCAGAGACAAACUGAACGCCUGUUUUGGUGGCACCUCUCCAAUCUUGAGCUUAUGCCAGAGUCUUUGGGUGACUGAUGAUCAAGUGGGACUCAUCAUUGAACACACCUGGCUGCUGAUUGGAAUCUCUCAGUUGGACCAAGAAACAUUAGGUCUCAUACAAGAAACGAUGUGAGUGAAAAUUUUACAAGUGGUUGAGAGCGCUCUGACUAAGAUAAGAGGAAAACAUUGUGAUUGUGGUCCAACACAAGCCUGUUUUGGUGGCACCUCUCCAAUCUUGAGCUUAUGCCAGAGUCUUUGGGUGACUGAUGAUCAAGUGGGACUCAUCAUUGAACACACCUGGAUGUUGACCUGAGAAUACUUCAUUUUAAGGAAGAGCAGAAAACGUACACUUUUACUGCAGACGUUAAGUCUCAACUGUUGUUUUCUGAUUAGAACUAGCUCCUACCUCCCAGAGGGUUGGUCCUGGUAUCAUCUGAUUGUAAAUUCAGUAUUUCAAAACUGUGUGCAGAGGUGCAGGCUGUUAUGGGUCUCAUUAUUAGCAAAAUUCUUGCUGGUGAACCCCAGACAGAAGGAGAGUCAACUAGUAUAACAGAGAAUCCAGAGAAUACUGAACAGCUUAAUGAUGUUGUUGAAGAAAAAAGCACACCGCUUCAACCCCAGACAGAAACAGAGUCAACCAGUGUAACAGAGAAUCCAGAGAAUACUGAACAGCUUAAUGAUGCUGUUAAAGAAAAAAGCACACCGCUUCAACCCCAGACAGAAACAGAGUCAACCAGUGUAACAGAGAAUCUAGAGAAUACUGAACAGCUUAAUGAUGCUGUUAAAGAAAAAAGCACACCGCUUAAACCCCAGACAAAAACAGAGUCAACCAGUGUAACUAAGAAGCAAAAGCCAAUUCAACAUCUUGCUGAUGCUGUUAAAGAAAAAAGCACACCGCUUAAACCCCAGACAAAAACACAGUCAACCAGUGUAACAGAGAAUCUAGAGAAUACUGAACAGCUUAAUGAUGCUGUUAAAGAAAAAAGCACACCGCUUCAACCCCAGACAGAAACAGAGUCAACCAGUGUAACAGAGAAUCCAGAGAAUACUGAACAGCUUAAUGAUGCUGUUAAAGAAAAAAGCACACCGCUUAAACCCCAGACAAAAACACAGUCAACCAGUGUAACUAAGAAGCAAAAGCCAAUUCAACAUCUUGCUGAUGCUGUUAAAGAAAAAAGCACACCGCUUAAACCCCAGACAAAAACACAGUCAACCAGUGUAACUAAGAAGCAAAAGCCAAUUCAACAUCUUGCUGAUGCUGUUAAAGAAAAAAGCAAACUGCUAAAACUCCAGACAGGGUCUCUGCCUGUUUAUAAAAUUACCCUAAAAAAAGAACAAAUCAAAGUCGCUGGGUGCAAGCGUUUCAGUUUGGGGAAAGAAAUAACUAAACCUAAUCGCACCAUUAUGGUUCUGGGAGCCACUGGUGCUGGAAAGUCAACUCUCAUCAAUGGGAUGAUCAAUUACAUUCUGGGUGUUAAAUGGGAGGAUUCAUAUCGGUUUAAGUUAGUUGAUGAGGAUCAGUCAACAUCACAAGCUCACAGCCAGACCUCUGACGUCACUGUGUACAAUAUCAACCACCAGGAGGGGUUUAAAAUAGAGCACUCACUGACCAUUGUUGACACUCCAGGGUUUGGAGAUACAAGAGGCAUAGAAAGAGACAGAGAGAUCACAGAACAGCUCCGUAAUCUCUUCUCUGCUAAGCUUGGUGUCAGUGACAUUGAUGCUGUGUGUUUUGUAGCUCAGGCUGCUUUGGCCCGACUCACACCAACACAGAAAUAUGUGUUUGAUUCUGUGCUCUCAAUCUUUGGCAAAGAUAUUGCAGAAAACAUCAGAGUUCUGGUGACGUUUGCAGACGGCCAGAAACCACCAGUUCUUGAGGCAAUCAAAGCCUCAGGUGUCCCGUGUCCUCAAACAACAGAGGGACAGCCACUUCACUUCAAAUUCAAUAAUUCAGCGUUGUUUGCAGACAACAAAUCAUCUGCAGCAGACAGCAUGAGUGAGGAUGACGAAGAUGGAAGCUUCGAUAAGAUGUUUUGGGACAUGGGGACAAAAAGCAUGAAGAGGUUCUUUGCUGCUUUAAAUGUCAUGGACACCAAAAGCUUGACCAUGACAAAAGAGGUCCUCAGAGAGAGACAGCAGCUCGAGAAUUCAGUUGAAAAUUUGCAGACACAUGUUAGAGUUGGGUUAGCUAAGCUCGAAGAGUUAAAAGAGACAACUGACAAACUGAAAGAGCACGAGGCAGAGAUCAGCAGAAAUGAGAACUUUGAGUUUGAAGUCACUGUCAUGAUGCCUGUUCAAAAAGACAUUUCUGGUUCUGGAAAUUACAUCACCAACUGUCAGCAGUGUCAUUUCACCUGUCACUAUCCCUGUGCAUAUUCCAAUGAUGCAGAUAAGGCUCGCUGUGGUGCAAUGGGACCAGAUGGAAAAUGUAGACAGUGUCCAGGCAAAUGUAACUGGAAUGUACAUUUUAAUCAGAAGUACAAAUGGGAGUAUAAGGAGGUUACAGAAAAACGAACAGUGACAGAGCUGAAAGAAAAGUACCUACAGGCCAACGAGGCAAAGGCACCUGUUGAGGCACUGUUUGGAAAACUGAGGGCUGCAUAUGAUAAUGUGCACAAACAGGUGGUGAAAUUUAUGGAGAUGUCUGCUCGGUGUCUAAACAGACUUAAAGAGAUAGCACUGAAGCCAAACCCUCUCUCCACUUCAGAGUACAUUGACAUGCUUAUUGAGGGAGAGAAAUCUGAGGCCAAGCCAGGCUGGAAGCAACGAGUUCAGUCCCUGAUGGCCAUGAGAGAAAAAGCACAGCUCAUGGCUAAAGUAGGAAGAGGAGAGAAACUCCUCAGACCAUCAGACCAUUAAUAUAUGAAGAAAUAAAGAACAAGACAGGAUUGUGAGUGACGCUGAUCAAGGCCCAGGGGGGAAUCAAGACGCAUAGCUGAGACAACCAAGUUACGAUGAGUGCCUGUGCUCAUGGGACCUGUAGUUUUUUGUGCUCACAGAGUAAUUGUUGUUUAAAUCACAAAGGUUUCAAUUUGUUUUAGCAACUGCUGCAUUGGAGCUGAUUUGUUUUAGAAUAUAAAAGUAAAGCUUAACAGAAAUGCUGAGCAUGUACUGAGUUACAGAAAGCAGUGGAACAGAAACUAGACAGGGAGUGAAGUCAGGAAUAUGGCUCUCUAUUCAGCUCAGACAGCUACUGGAGGAAAGGCGUGUGUGAUUUCUUUGUGUUUCUGUUUUGUUGUUGUGGUUGUUUUUAAUGCUAAAUGAAUGAAUAAGCAGAAGUUAGAAACAUAUUGUCACUUCACUGGUAGUUCUUGCUGUAUUUGUUUUUUUACCUGGGGAAUUUAAUUACGAACAAGCCAUCCAGCUGUCGCAGCUACUAACAGGCCACAAUAUUAACACAAUGUAUUCAGUUGCCAGAAACAAGAAACGAUGCAGGCAUUAAAUGAACUCAACACACUUCUCACAGUUUCUCCACAUGAUUUAAUAAGAAGUGAUUAAAUCCCCUUGAGCUAACAAUAAAUUAUUCUGUUAAAUACUUGUAAUCCACUAUCACUGUCCUUGUGCUCACUGCAGCCAAGAUCCUUCUCUGCUUGUGCCGUUUUGCCAUUCAGGUGUGUACGCAAGGAUAAAACAAUCAAUACAUCCUGAAUGAGAGAUCACUCCCACCUCUUAAGAUGCUGUCAAGGCAUCGAUUGCAAAACUGAAGGCUAAAUAUGAUCUUGUGCUGGCCAAAUUGGUGAAACUGAAGUCAAGUGUUUAAACAGACUUACAGAAAUCAAGGGAAAUGCUCCCUGCACUCCAGAGUACAAUGACUUGGUUACUGAAUGAAAAAUGUAAGGCAAUGCCAAGCUGGAAGCAACGAGUUCAGUCCCUGAGAGUCAUGAGAGAAACACAGUGUAUCUCCAUAGUGAGAGACUCUGACUUAAAAUACUUUGACCAAGAAAAGCUUAAACAUGAAUGUGUCUGAGACAAAGAAUGAAACUGCUCACCGUUUUCUUUUGUACAACUGUAUUCCUGCAGGACUUAUUUACAUGUGCUGUUUGCAAAAAAUAAAUGAAUAAAGAUUUAUCAUGUGUGGUGAUGAAUGUUUAAGCAUGACCAUGUUUUGUGCUGAAACCAUUAACUGCCUGACACCAGUAACACCAGUAACACCAGUAACACCAUUGAUGUGUAUAGAACUGCAUUUUAUUGUUCUGUAGUAAAAAGUUGU
Epinephelus fuscoguttatus (brown-marbled grouper) is the source of this 4355-nucleotide messenger RNA. Its product is annotated as cytolytic toxin-alpha-like. The coding region runs from base 629 to 3004 and encodes 791 amino acids. NCBI's taxonomy places the organism in Eukaryota, Metazoa, Chordata, Actinopteri, Perciformes, Serranidae. Gene Ontology annotation, molecular function: protein binding; GTP binding. The transcript is spliced from 6 exons. The record is from RefSeq and is a predicted model, not a curated record.